AACAGGAGAGCCAGUUGCCUCAACAAGCCGGAGAUGAACGGACACAUGCUUCCCAAGUGCAGCGACCGGGAGCCGACGAGCCCGGACACUCUGAGCCCUCCGGAGAAAUCGGUGUCUGAACCUUCCACCGAAGGCGACAGGGUGCGCAUCACUGCGAAAAGCCCAGAGUCUCGGUCUCGCAGAGAGCGGUCUGUCAGGAGACGUCGCAUCUCCAGCACGCGUGAAAGGAAGGCCGCCACCACUCUGGGACUCAUUCUGGGGGCUUUUGUCAUCUGCUGGCUGCCCUUCUUCAUCCAUGAGGUGAUUGUUACCAUCUGUGAAUCCUGCAGUCUCUCUCCUGAGAUGACCAACUUUCUGACUUGGCUGGGCUAUCUGAACUCUCUCAUCAACCCGCUGAUUUACACCAUCUUUAAUGAGGAUUUUAAAAGGGCUUUUCAGAAGUUGAUCAAGUGCAAGAAUUAUCUCUAACGCCAAUGAAGGGAUUGCGUCACGUGAACUGAAACUAUUAUACUCAAAAAAUACAAUUAAAUUAAUUAAUUAAA
Messenger RNA from Sinocyclocheilus grahami, 542 nucleotides. Its product is annotated as 5-hydroxytryptamine receptor 1F-like. The transcript has a single exon. Gene Ontology annotation, cellular component: plasma membrane. Gene Ontology annotation, molecular function: melanocortin receptor activity. Lineage: Eukaryota; Metazoa; Chordata; Actinopteri; Cypriniformes; Cyprinidae. Gene Ontology annotation, biological process: G protein-coupled receptor signaling pathway. The record is from RefSeq and is a predicted model, not a curated record. Bases 34 to 468 code for a protein of 144 amino acids.